This is a messenger RNA of Fusarium keratoplasticum, 696 nucleotides long. RefSeq lists its product as uncharacterized. The record is from RefSeq and is a predicted model, not a curated record. The transcript has 3 exons. Lineage: Eukaryota; Fungi; Ascomycota; Sordariomycetes; Hypocreales; Nectriaceae. Bases 1 to 696 code for a protein of 231 amino acids.
AUGCGUUUCACUCUCUCAUUCAUCGCGGCGACUGCGUCCGGCUCCGCGGUAAUUGCGGAAUCAACAGCUGCCCAUGCAAAACCUGCAACGAUCCCUGGGCCAGAAAUUACAGCUCAACCACUUGAGCCGCGAGACCUCAUUGGAGAUCCUACUCAAUGGUACCAGGUGCAGACUACUGCUAAACCUGACGAUUCCCUCUUGAUCGGUUUGCGCAACUUUACUCAGCGGAAUGGUGAUGUUGAUACAUACUAUUUUGAGUGUAUCAAUGCACCGUAUACAGUUGUCUCCGGGUAUGGAGGCUGCGGCCGUGACGAUUUGUACACCUCCUGCUCCAGUAACGUGGCUGCCGGUAUCGAUGGCGACAGAAUCAUCUGCACGAAACGAGGUUCUAUUUGCGUCACAUAUAGCAUCUUCGAUGAUUUGGAUGCCACCACGUUCACACCCUUCCUUGGUUGUGGUGACCAGGGAGCUACGAACCUCGAGCUCGCUCGCACUUGGACGGGCUCUGCAGAUGCUCAAGCAACAAAGCCGCCAGGGUCGACUUUGGAUAUUAGCCCUACUUCGGAUUCUGGCGAGGUUCAGAGUAGUGGUACGGCUGAUGCAGAGCCAACGGAGACUAACGCCGGUUUCAGAAAGGGACCUACUGCUUAUCUACAAGUUUGGAUGGGACUCUUAUUGGUUGGUGCAUUGGUCUAA